AUGAACCCAUAAAAAUAGUAAAACCAAAAGAUCAACAUAAGACAUUUGACUGAAAGUCAAUAUAAAAAAUCUAAAAACAUUCCUUCUUAAGAAUUGCCUAGAAAAUGUUAGCCAGAUGCUAUAUAGCCAAUAAACUUGUUGAUGAUUCCAAAGCCCCAAGUUUCAAUUGCGAAUCUUCAUUCAAAUGCUUAGAUGCAUGAGUAAAAGCAAAUAUAAGCUAAUAACAAUAUCUAAACAAAUACAGUAACUACUAUAACCAGGACAUCUCGUACUUUAAGCUUUAAUAGCAGUCUUAAUACUGGUUCUUCUUAAAUUUAUUAAAAUUAGAAUUAACCAAUUCAGCAUAAGGUACCAUUUUUAUAAACUCAAUAAUCUUCUGGUAACUUAGCAAAUCCUUUACUUUAAAGCGGAACCUUGAAUCAUUAAAGACACACAUCAUGCAAUAAUAGCACUAUCCUUUCAGAAAAUUCUUAAAGAGGAAUUAUAUUCAAUGCUCCUAAUUAAGGAGUACUAGCUCAUCAAUAUGAAGAAUUAAUGGCUUCUAAUAAAGAACUAAGAAAUCAACUCAACUAAGAAAGAGAGACUUCUAAGCAGAUGUAUGAAGCUCUACAAAAGGCUUAAGUAGAAAUUAAAAAUAAAGAGAGUUAAAUGAAUCAAUUCAUUGAGCAAUAAAGAUCUGAAAUUAAAAGAUCCUAUGACUAAGAAAUUUAGAUAUUCAAAGAAACUAUUUUGAAGUAAGAAUAACAAAUAAAUAGUCUUUAGGAUCUUUCUGCUAAAAAGAACGAAAAUGAAACAAAUAGAUUUGAGGAAAGAGUUGCUCUUUUAACAACUGAGCUAGAAAGACUUUAAUAAAUAAUUAACGAAAAAAACUCUAUGAUUUCUAAGCUUGAAGAAAAGACAGCAAUGUUUACUCAGGAAAUAGAAAGAUUAAAAUUGAUGCAGAAUGAAAAAAACCAAGUAAACUUAAAAUUAGAAGAGAAAUGUGCUAUCUUUACUCAAGAAAUUAAUAGACUUUAGAUGAUUAUCUAGAGUAACCAAAAGCAAGUAUAAGAAGCUUCAUCAUAAGAACUUCAAAAAUACGAAGAAAGAGUUUAUAUCUUAGAGUAGGAAAAGCUUACAAUCAUUUAGGAUGUACAUAAACUGGCUGAAGAGAGUUAAAGACUCAAUGAAAUAAAUAGCAAGUUAGAAGAAAAAGUUGCUGGUUUUAGUACUGAAAUAGAUAGAUUAAACAUGAUGCUUUAAUCAAGGUAAAACCAAUAUGAAGAAAGAGUGACUAACCUGACUGUAGAAAUAGAGAGAUUAAAUGCUCUUAUUUAGCAAAGGACAACACACUUCGAAGAAAAAAUUGUAUAACUAACCACUGAAAUCACUCAUUUAAAUGAAUCAAAAAAUAUUUUAAUCAUAGAAAAGUAAAAUUUAAUGAACGAUUAUAAGAAUAAGCAUGAAGAUAAGAUUGGUUAAAUGACUUAAGAAAUUUCUCGUUUAAAUUAAGUAAUUUGUCAGCUUGAGGGCUAAGUUGCUGAGAAUGAAGAAACUGUAAAAAGAUCAAAGCACACUCACAAAGACGUCUUGGAUUAAGAGAGGGCUAACUUUGAAUUAAUAAAUACAAAAUAAAACCACCGCAUUAUUGAAUUAGAAAAUGAAAAAAAAUUUGCUCAGAUGGAAAUUUAGAGACUAUAAGAAAGAAUAAAUGAUGCAUAAAUGGAAAGAGACAAGUCUUAAAGUGCUGAAUUAGCCUUGAAUAGAGAAAUCGAAAAUCUAUAAUGCAUUAACAACAGCAGAUAAAGAGAGAUUGAAACUCUUCAUGAGAGAAUCCGUGUUUUAGAAAAAGAAGGAGAAUAAAGAGUUUCAGAAAUGAAAUCUCAUUAUGAGAUGAUGAGGUAAUCUCAUAUUACCAGAGAGGUUUAAGAAUUAACCAUCAAAUUCAACAGUGAGAGAAAAUAGUUUGAGACCUAAAUCUCUAAUUAAUUCUAAAAUAACAGAGAAUUAGAGAAUAAUUUGUAAAUAAUAACAGCCGAGACUGAUAGACUUCGUCAACUUUGUGAAACAAAAACAAAAGAAAUAGAAGAAUUAAAGCAAACUGAGCUAUUGUAGCAAAAUAAAAUGGAAACAUACAUCAUUUAAAUACAAAAGCUGAAUAGUGAUUUAUAAGACUCUAAAAAUUAAUUGGUAGUCCUUUAAGAGGAGAUGCAAAGAUAAUUUGAAAGAUAAAAAUAAAUUGAGCUUGAAUAAUUUGAAAGAGAAUUGAGAAGAGACUUUUCAGAAUAAUAUGGGCAGUUAAAUUAUAAACUUCAAGAUAUGUCUUUGAAGUAUGAAGAAAGUUUAGUUGCUUAUGUGUUACAAUCGACUGAAUUUGAGAGAAUUAAAGAUCAAAAUGAAAAACUCUGGGAAGAUAAUUGUGUUCUUUAAUAAAAAGAGGAAUAAAUAAAGAUUGAAUUCUAGGAAGAAUUUACUUUAUACAAAGUUGAAAUAGAAAGAGCAAAUAGAGAAAAGCUUGAAAUUGAAUUAAAAGAAAUCUAUGAAAAAAUAGAAUUUUAAUAGCAAUAAUACAACAACGAGCUGAAUAAAUAAUAAACUGAACUACAUAAUCAAUAAAAUGAAAUAAAUAGAUAUUAAAAUGAGUUAAAUGCAGCCUUAGAAUAAAUAAAAGAGUUGCAUGACAACAAAGAUGAACUUGAAAAUAAAAUUGUAAUGCUUUCGACUGAAAAUAACAGACUCGUUUUUAUGAUAUAAGAAAAAGAUAAAAAAAUGAGUUAAUUAGAAGUCGAAAUCAACCACUUAAGAGAAACAGAUAAUACACAACAAAGUGAAUUAAAUGCUGCCUUAUUAUAAAGAAAGGAGUUGCAGGAUAAUAUACAAGAACUUGAAAAUAAAAUUGUAAUGCUAUCGACUGAAAAUAACAGACUCGUUUUUAUGAUUUAAGAAAAAGAUAAAAAAAUUAGUUAACAAGAAGUUGAAAUUAACCACUUAAGAGAAACAGAUAAUACUUAACAAAACGAAUUAAAUGCUGCCUUAUUAUAAAGAAAAGAGUUGCAGGAUAAUAUUCAAGAACUUGAAAAUAAAAUUGUAAUGCUUUCAACUGAAAACAAUAGACUUGCUUUUAUUAUUUAAGAAAAAGAUAAAAAAUUAAGUUAAUAAGAAGUUGAAAUCAAUAACUUAAGAGAAAAAGCUAUAUAACUUGAAAUGAAGAUAAAAGAAAAUGAAAGUUUAAAGUAGAUUUAAGUUUAAUAGUAAUGUGCUAUAGAAGAGUAUGUCUAACAUAUAGAAAAACUUAACAGCUAAAUAGACCAACUUAAUAGAUAAAUUCAAGAAAUUUAAAACCAAUUUUUCAUUGAUUAAGAAGAACUUCACAGAUAACAUGAGUUCCAAAGACAAAGUGAAUUAGAACAACUCGAAAGAAGAUUGAAGGGAUAAUUUGAAUAGUAGUUAUCAGCAUUAAAUGAUACAUUUACAGAUCUUGAAGAUAAAUACUAAAAUACUUUAGUUGAUGUUGUACUUAAAACUGCUGAACUUGAAAGAAUGAAUGAGUUAAAUAAUAAAUUGUAGCAAGAUAUAUCUGAUUUGUUAACAAACUAAAAUGAAAUGGAAAUUAAAUUUGAGUAAGAAUUUACAGUAUAUAAGCAAACUGCAGAGAGAGAAAAGUAACAAAAAGUAGAUUCUGAAAGAAAAUAAAUUUAAGAAAAAUUAGAAGCUUAAUAAUAGCAAUACAAUCAAGAAAUAAAUAGAAAAUAAUAAGAACUAAAGUAUGCUUUAGAAUAAACCAGAAACUUAGAAAGUAAUGUUGAAGAAUACGAAAAGAGAGUAACUAUAAUUACAUAAGAGAGUAACAAGCUUCUAAGUAUUGUGGAAGAUAGAGAAAAUAGAAUCAGAGAUUUAGAAACAGAAUUAAACAAUAUCAGAGGAAAGUCGAACUAAAUUUCUCAAUUGAAACAAGCAGAACUUACCUUGUAGCAUAAAAUUGAAAUUUUGCAAUUAUAAAAUUAAAAAUUAAUGAAUGACUAUCAAGAAUGUCAAAGAUAGUCUUUAGAAAUGUAAAUUUAGUUAAGUUAGAAAUUCGAAGAGCAAAAAAGAGUAGAAAUGGAACAAUUUGAAAUCGACUUUAAAAAAGAUUUUAAUGAAAAAUAUGAAAUUUUGUAAAAAGAAUUCAACAAACUAUUCUCUAAGUACCAGGAGUGUUUGAUAAAUAUAGUUUUGAUAACUGCUGAACUUGAAAAAAUUAAAGAUCAAAAUGAAAAGUUAUGGGAAGAUAAUAUGACAUUACAACAGAGAGAAGGUCAAUUUUAGGAAGAAUUUACAGCUUACAAAAUGGAAGUUGAAAAAAACUGUAGUGAAAAACUAGAAUCAGAAUUAAAAGAAAUUUAUUAAAAAAUAGAAUACUAAUAACAAUAGUAUUGCCAACAAAUUAAUGUAUUGUAAUAAGAUUUAAACUAGGCAAAUGAUAAUACAAAUUAUUUAUAAAGCCUAAUUAAAGAAUAAGAAAAUAAAAUUGUUUUACUAUCAACUGAAAAUUAAAGACUACACUACAUAAACUAAGGAAGAGAAAAUCUUGGAGAUAAUAAUUAAAAAGAAUAAUCAUUUGACUUAUAAAAUGAGGAAAUGAUUUGA
Messenger RNA from Tetrahymena thermophila SB210, 4605 nucleotides. RefSeq lists its product as hypothetical. Lineage: Eukaryota; Ciliophora; Oligohymenophorea; Hymenostomatida; Tetrahymenidae. The transcript is spliced from 10 exons. The record is from RefSeq and is a predicted model, not a curated record.